AUGCGCUCGCUUUUGCUAAGAAGUAACUUGCUUCACACGUCGUGUGUUAUAUUUUCGCUAAACAUCUGCGGCGUGGGUCAGACAAUAACCGCAAAAGCGACGCGCACUUGCUACAAAAGAAGUGGGGGCGGCUCUCUAUCGCUUCGGCUUCGUAAUCAUCUUCGGGCGUAUUCUGUAACAGCUCGAAACUACCCCGAAAGCGUUAAGCAGCUAGAAAAAAACGCGCACCGCUGUGGCUUUUCCUAUCGGCGCUCUGUUAUCGUUUUGCCACAUGGUGCGGCGCAGACGUCUGCCAAUCUCUAUCGCCUUCCGCUUGGCUGCAGUGAAAUGCAAAAGGGCUCAGUGUGUAAAAAUGGCGCGCAUUUUUCUCGAACUAUCGGGCUCAGCUAUCGGCAGCGUCGCACGUUUUCCACAGUUCUUGCCUCAGUGCUCUGCUAA
This is a messenger RNA of Amoebophrya sp. A25, 438 nucleotides long. The record is from the annotation of a GenBank genome assembly. NCBI's taxonomy places the organism in Eukaryota, Dinophyceae, Syndiniales, Amoebophryaceae.